UAACCGUAAAGAUGGGGACACUAUCGCGCAGUGCGUCACCUUAGACUGAUUGGGAAAAUGGACGUGGAGAUAGAGAAUGUUAUUAAAAUAAUAUUUCCAGACGGUAUUCCAGAUAACUGGAAAGAAAACCCAGAUGUUGCAUUGUAUAUAACAAAGUUGGGAUCGUUUGGAGUUGAGCAGUUAAGUAAGGAACCUGACAGGCUGAAUGAAGAGAAAUCAUCAGUACUUGAACAAACACAGCAACUUGCAUUUGCCAAUUACAAGACAUUUAUACAGACUGCCGAGUGCUCUAGGGAGAUAUUCAAACAGUUCAAUAAUACUGAACAAAAUUUGGAAUCAUUGCUGAAGAAGUUGCCAGAGUUUUCACAACGAUGUCAGGAUUUCAGCAAGGCAUCGAGCGAUAUAAAUACUCACAGACGUCUCAACUCCUUAACUCUCACCAGAAAUGCGCAGCUCCUGGAGAUUUUGGAGCUUCCACAACUUAUGGACACAUGCAUCAGGAACGGGAACUAUGAAGAAGCACUGGAAUUAGCAGCUUAUGUCAGGAGGCUUGGAAAAAAACACGGACAGAUACAAAUUAUUGCUAGUAUAGUGAAAGAUGUCGAGACAGCAUGGUUGUCAAUGCUUCACCAGUUGCUGGCACAGCUUCGGACAGACCUCCAGUUGCCAAGGUGCCUGCAAGUGGUGGGGUACCUCCGUCGGAUGGAACUGUUCUCUGAAGCCGAGUUACGACUAAAAUUUCUCCAGGCUAGAGACACCUGGCUUCAGAAUUUGCUUUCUGCUAUACCGAAAGAGGAUGCAAAUCACCACCUGAGUAAAACCAUUGAACUCUCGCGAAUUCAUCUAUUCAGCAUUGUGACGCAAUACAGAGCCAUAUUCAGUGAUGAUGAACCGAUUCUGCCUUUGCCAAAGGACCAGAAUAUUAAUGAAACUGCAAUAUUCUAUAGUUGGAUAACUGAAAAGGUGUCUCAGUUCCUGACUACACUAGAACAGGAUUUGAAUCGAGGAGUUGGGAACUCUCUGGACUCAGUAAUUGGUCAGUGUAUGUACUUUGGGCUGUCAUUCAGUCGAGUCGGAGCAGACUUUCGAGGUCUCAUAGCACCCAUUUUUAUUGGGACCAUCUCGCAGAAUUUUGAGCAUGCAGUGCGUAAAGCUAGCAAGAAGUUUGACCAGGAAAUGGAAAACUUUACUUUGUCAAAACUUCCUCAGCCAAGCUUGUCGCGGAAUGUUCCGCCAUCUCAGUCCUCAAAACAGGAACAUCCUCCUCAGUGCUUGCUGGAGUUCCACCCAUUGGCAGACUAUUGCAAUGGCAUCUUAACCGCGUUUAAUGAGCUGCGACUGUGUGCUCCCGUAGCAGUUGCGGAUAACGUAACCAACCAACUGAGAGAGUCGCUGAGCGGAGUAGCUCGCUCCACUUUAGGUUUCUAUCGGCAAGAACAGCAAGCUCUGACGCAAGCAGAGAAGGAUAAUUUUACAAAAUUCUGUGCAUAUUUUGCAGAAGAACUGCUGCCUUAUGUACAGAAAUGUCUUCACGCUGUGUUCCCACCAGCAGUUAUUGCAUCUCACCUGGGAGUCGGUAUUCAACAUUUGCAAAAAGAGGGUUUGACGUACUUUGACCAGGCUGCAAUACUGGAUCCUAUCAACCACUUACUUCCUGUGAAGGUGGAGCCACCAUCUAUCUCAUCAUCGCAUCGCAUUACUUUAUUUAAACAGGAUUCCAUCCCACCUGACAGCACAGCUGUUAAGCCCAAUGUUGACGAACCUGCACAAAAUGUUGAACUGGACACAACACCUACAAGCAGCUCAGUCUGUUUUUCAAAUACAGAAGACAUAAACCAGUUCCAAGAGUCUAGUGGAAAUUCAGUUUUACAGCCAGAAGAACCAAAACCAGAUCACUUCUGAACUUAUAACAAUAUAAUUACUGACGUAAUAGCACAGAAAUCGAAACCACCUUUACAUCUAUUUCAACUAUCAAGAAGCGAAUACUACUUACAUUUUUCUUGUUGUAUUUAGUGAUGUGAUGUGAUGUCGCAUUCACGAGGCAAAAAUGAA
Zootermopsis nevadensis is the source of this 2052-nucleotide messenger RNA. RefSeq names its product conserved oligomeric Golgi complex subunit 8 (gene Cog8). Gene Ontology annotation, biological process: intra-Golgi vesicle-mediated transport. The record is from RefSeq and is a predicted model, not a curated record. NCBI's taxonomy places the organism in Eukaryota, Metazoa, Arthropoda, Insecta, Blattodea, Termopsidae. Gene Ontology annotation, cellular component: COG complex.